AUGACGAGCCCUCUGCUCCUGGGCUGGUGGCAGCUCCGGGCGCGCCGGUUGCCACGCAGAAGGAGCGAGAGCAAGUCCGUUUUGGGUGCUGGAAAAGAAGAUACGUGCCGUGGCUGCAGCGCUUUGUGCCUCCUUGAGACGUUUCAUGCCGGCGAAGACGCGUCAAGAGCAACCAAUGUGAUUUACCAAGCCCAUCACGUCAGCAGAAGUAAGAGAGGACAAGUGGUUGGUACCAGAGGUGGAUUUCGAGGCUGCACAGUUUGGCUAACAGGCCUUUCUGGAGCUGGUAAGACAACCAUUGGCUUUGCUCUGGAAGAGUACUUGGUCUCUCAUGGCAUCCCCUGCUAUUCCCUGGAUGGUGAUAACGUUCGACAUGGGCUGAAUAAAAACCUCGGUUUCUCAGCUGGGGACCGCGAAGAGAACAUUCGCCGCAUUGCGGAGGUGGCCAGGCUGUUUGCUGAUGCUGGGCUCGUCUGCAUAACUAGUUUCAUUUCUCCUUUUGCAAAGGAUCGUCAAAACGCACGGAAAAUUCAUGAAGCAGCUGGACUUCCUUUCUUUGAAAUCUUUGUAGAUGCUCCUCUAAAUAUUUGUGAAAGAAGAGAUGUGAAGGGACUGUACAAAAAGGCAAGAGCGGGAGAGAUCAAAGGAUUCACGGGGAUUGACUCAGAGUAUGAGAAGCCUGAAUAUCCUGAACUAGUGUUGAAAACGAAUGCUUCAUCAGUGUCUGAAUGUAUUCAGCAGCUUGUGGAGCUCCUACAAAUACAAAACAUCGUUCCCAAGUCAUCAGUUAAGGAUGUUCUUGAGCUGUUUGUACCUGAAAAUAAGCUUGAUUUUGCCCGAGCUGAAGCAGACAUGCUGCCAUCUGUAGAGAUCACUAAGCUGGAUCUGCAGUGGGUGCAAGUGCUGAGCGAAGGGUGGGCCACUCCGCUGACCGGCUUCAUGCGUGAGGCAGAGUACUUGCAAGUGAUCCAUUUUGGCACCUUACUGAAUGGAAAGAAUGCCUCCCUAGUUGAUGGCGUUAUCAACUUGAGCAUCCCUAUUGUGCUGCCCAUUUCCACGGUGGAUAAACAGCGCCUUGAUGGCUGUGGUGCGUUUACGCUCGCCUACAAAGGGCAGAAGAUCGCGAUCCUUAAGAAUCCCGAGUACUUUGAACACAGGAAGGAAGAGCGCUGUGCCCGGAUCUGGGGAACCACUUGCGUGAAACACCCGCAUGUCAAAAUGGUGAUGGAAAGUGGAGACUGGCUGGUUGGUGGCGAUCUCCUUGUGUUGGAGAGGAUCAAAUGGAAUGACGGACUGGACCAAUACCGCCUGACACCGCUGAAUCUCAAAGAGAAGUUUAGAGAAAUGAAUGCUGAUGCUGUCUUUGCAUUUCAGCUACGUAACCCCGUGCACAACGGGCAUGCCCUGCUCAUGCAGGACACGCGGCGUCGGCUUUUGGAGAGGGGUUAUAAAAACCCCGUGCUUCUCCUACACCCCUUGGGGGGCUGGACCAAAGAUGAUGACGUCCCACUGGAGUGGCGGAUGAAGCAGCAUGCGGCGGUGCUAGAGGAGCGCGUUCUGGACCCCAAGUCGACCAUCGUUGCUAUCUUCCCCUCUCCCAUGCUCUACGCUGGUCCCACAGAGGUGCAGUGGCACUGUCGGGCUCGCAUGAUUGCUGGGGCUAACUUCUACAUAGUGGGGCGAGAUCCUGCAGGCAUGCCUCACCCGGAGACCAAGAAAGACCUCUACGAGCCCACGCAAGGAGGGAAGGUCCUCAGCAUGGCACCAGGCCUGACUUCUGUGGAAAUCAUUCCCUUCCGGGUUGCUGCUUACAAUAAAGUAAAAAAGGCUAUGGAUUUUUAUGACCCACAAAGGCACGACGAAUUUGACUUCAUCUCCGGAACACGCAUGAGAAAACUUGCUCGGGAAGGUGAAAAUCCACCAGACGGCUUCAUGGCCCCUAAAGCUUGGAAAGUCCUAACUGAGUACUACCAGUCACUGGAAAAAAAGAAUUAGCACUACUUCUCCCUAGAAAUGUGUGUAUUAAGAGUGAGCAAUGAUGAUUGAUUGAUUUUUCUGUGA
This is a messenger RNA of Struthio camelus australis, 2061 nucleotides long. The record is from RefSeq and is a predicted model, not a curated record. Lineage: Eukaryota; Metazoa; Chordata; Aves; Struthioniformes; Struthionidae.